AUGUUUUACGAUGAUUUGGAAUAUUCCUCUUCAUUACUUCAAACACCAAUCGAUAAAAAAGAUUUUUGUACAACAUUGAAUGGAAAUAUGCAUGGAACAAUGAGAGAUAAUAAAGAACGAAAUUUGAAUGAAAAUAAUUUGGAAAUGAGAAAUAAUUUGAAAAAUAAUCAUUGUAUUAAAUACAAUGAUUAUUACACACCAACUAUUUUACAAUAUCAAUGCAAUCAUAUCGAUCAAAAGCUAAAUUGUUUCAAUCGUAUAAUUCGUCCAUGUGUAGCAGAAUUUAUUGCUGUUUUUUUAUGUAUUUUUAUUGGAAAAAUAAUGGAAAUUGAAUUGCGAACACAUUUGAUAUCAUUCAGUACUGAACGAAUUAUACUUCAAUCUUUUACUGAUUCAGUGGUUGUAUUUGCUAUGAUUAUGGCUUUUCAAACUGUACAUUUGAAUCCAGUGAUUACCUUGGCUGAAUUUUUUGCACUCACUACUGCUUGGCCAAUGUGUUGUGCCAUGAUUGUUAUGCAAAUUCUUGGCUCUGUAACUGCUAUUGCUACUUUUGUGAUAACUCGAUCAGGUGGUUCAGAAUUGCAAAUGCCAACAAUUAUAUCUGAUAUUACCAUUGGUGACAUCGGUGCUGCAUACCAUUUAAUUCUUUCUCAAUUUAUCGGUACUUUGCUAAUUAUCAUUACUCAUCUUCUCAUAACUAAACGAACAGGUUCCGGGUUGACAGCUUUAGCAAAGCCUGGUGACACUCCUCUCUCAGUUGUUGCCGCUGUAUUUGUUUCAUCGCUACUAUGCUUACUGAAUUCAACCAUUGGAUGGAAUCCUUUAGUUGCAUUUGCAUUAGCUAGCUAUGGUAGCAUUGAAAACAAUUUUGGACUCUUACGAAUGCAAGGAAUAUUCUGGAUUGGACCUUGUUUAGCUUCCCUUUUUGCAUGUUUCCUAUAUAGGUUAUUGUUCGCUACCAAAGAAUCUCGUUUGAUAAAGUGUACCACAUGGUGUGAUAAUGAUCACUUAUAG
Messenger RNA from Brugia malayi, 1014 nucleotides. RefSeq lists its product as uncharacterized. Gene Ontology annotation, molecular function: water channel activity. The record is from RefSeq and is a predicted model, not a curated record. Gene Ontology annotation, biological process: transmembrane transport. Gene Ontology annotation, cellular component: plasma membrane. The coding region runs from base 1 to 1014 and encodes 337 amino acids. The transcript is spliced from 7 exons. NCBI's taxonomy places the organism in Eukaryota, Metazoa, Nematoda, Chromadorea, Rhabditida, Onchocercidae.